This is a messenger RNA of Eruca vesicaria subsp. sativa (arugula), 951 nucleotides long. The record is from the annotation of a GenBank genome assembly. NCBI's taxonomy places the organism in Eukaryota, Viridiplantae, Streptophyta, Magnoliopsida, Brassicales, Brassicaceae.
AUGAUGAUGAGCAAUCCGGACAUUACUAAAAUCAGAAACAAGAGCAAGCCAAAUCAUCCAUGUGGUAGUAGUGACAACAAACCGAAGUUGAGAAAGGGACUUUGGUCUCCUGAUGAAGACGAGAAGCUCAUAAGGUACAUGCAGAACAAUGGAAAAAGAUGUUGGAGUGAAAUUGCUAGGAAUGCUGGUCUCUUACGCUGUGGCAAAAGUUGUCGUCUUCGUUGGAUCAAUUACUUGAGGCCUGAUCUUAAACGUGGUUCUUUCUCUCCUCAAGAAGAAGAUCUCAUCAUUCAUUUGCAUGCCAUUCUUGGUAAUAGAUGGUCUCAAAUAGCUACUCAGCUUCCAGGAAGAACAGAUAACGAGAUCAAAAACUUCUGGAACUCCACGUUGAAGAAGAGGCUUAAGAACAACAACAACAAUACUUCUUCAGGUUUAUUACCUUACAAUUGUAAUAGUGAUCUUUUGGACCCAAAAGAUAACCAUGUGGACAUGGGUGGCAAGUCAAAUCCAAUGAUGGAUAGUAAUCAUCAUCAUAAUGACAUGAUGAUAGUGGGAAAUACAAUGCGCAUGGACUCUUCUUCAUUCAGUUUUGCACCUGUGGUAAGUGGUGUGAGCUUAAACCAGUUUGAUCCAUUGAUCUCAGAACCAUAUCAUAAACGAUAUCAACAAAUGGGAAACACAGAGAAUAUUUUCAACGUUAAUGGGUUAGGAGAUUAUGGAAACGUAAUUCUUGAUCCUAUUGGCAAAAGAGCGUGGGUAGAAAGUGAACAGUUUCUUCCCUCGACAGAGAAUACCAAUGUCAUUGCUUGUACCACGAGAAACAGCUUAAACAGGAUGGGCAUGGAGAGUAGUUAUUGGGAUAUAGAAAGCCCUAAAAUAGGAGAUUGGGAUUUGGAUGGUCUCAUCGAUAACAACUCUUCUUUCACCUUCCUUGAUUUCCAAGUUGAUUGA